AUGGCCCAGGGCAAGAAGAAGAAGGCGGCGGCGUCCAAGCCCCGCAAGCCGAAGCAGCGCGACGCAGCGGAGAAGAAGAUCGGGAAGAAGGCUGACAUGUCGGAGUUCAGGGCGCAGCUGGGCUCCUUCGGGCUCAAGAUAGUCGAGGUCACCGCCGACGGCAACUGCUUCUUCAGGGCGAUGGGCGACCAGCUGGAGGGCGACGAGGGGCAGCACAUCAAGUACCGGGAGAUGGUCGUGCACUACAUCCUGGAACACCGCGAGGAGUUCGAGCCCUUCAUCGAGGACGAGGUGCCGUUCGAUGACUACUGCGACUCCAUGAUGAAGGACGGCACUUGGGCCGGCAAUAUGGAGUUGCAGGCGGGGUCUCUUGUCACGGGAAGAAACAUCUGCAUCCACAUGCUUAACUCGCCGCGGUGGUACAUAAACAACUUCUCUGGCCGUGAAGCUAGCAAUAUGGUUCAUUUAUCUUAUCAUCACGGUGAGCACUACAAUAGUGUCAGGCUUACUGAAGAUCCAUGCCAAGGUCCUGCAAUGCCAGUUGUUAUCAAGACAGAUUCCAAUGUAGCCAGCACCAGCAACAAUGCUCAAACGAAAGCGAAAGACUCAAAGAAAUCUUCAAACAGAUCAGCCUAUGAUGAUACAUCAGUUAAAAUGGUCAUGGCUGGAACUGGCUGUUCUAAUGUUGCUGCUGUUCAACAUGUUUUGGGUGAAAUGGAUGGCGAUGUCGAUUCUGCUAUUGAGUACAUGAUAGCCGAGCGACAUGUGGCGGCCUAUGAUGAUACAUCGGUUAAACUGGUCAUGGCUGGCACUGGAUGUUCUAGUGUUGCUGCAGUUGAACAUGUUUUGGGUCAAUUGGAUGGCGAUGUUGAUUCUGCUAUUGCGUACAUGAUAGCCGAGCGAUUUGCAAUGAGUUCUGAUAAUGUGGACGGAGAUCCUUAUAUGGACUAUGCAUGCAACGAGUUUGUAUAUUCCGUAGGAGAUGAGCUUAAGCUUAGCACAUCCCAGAACGAGGACCCAACGGUUGAGCACAAGGAGGAAGAAGAGAGUUGUUCUAGUAAAGACGAAGCGGCUCAGAAAUCCAAAAAUCCACAUGCUAAGAAGGAAAACUCAAAAACCAAGGAGUGCUCUUGUGGAUCUGCAAAGAAGCACAAGGCUUCUUGUAGUUUAGCCACGGCUGUACCGUCGAAAGAACCUCCAAAGAACAAAGGCGGCGGCCAAGCGAAGGGCCAGAAAGGGAAGGCGAAGCAAAAGAAGAAAGAACCAGUCCAGGCAGCGCCCGUAAAGGAACGCAAGUCUGCAGUGCCUCUACCAGACCUAGGGGCCCUGUGCAUAUAA
Molecule: messenger RNA, 1338 nt
Organism: Triticum turgidum subsp. durum (durum wheat)
Lineage: Eukaryota; Viridiplantae; Streptophyta; Magnoliopsida; Poales; Poaceae
Source: the annotation of a GenBank genome assembly